CAGUACUUGAGUACAGUGUUCAACGGACGGAGCUAAAGAUGCGAUUCCAAUUCGUCCUGGCCUUUGGUCUUAUCGCCCUUGUGGCGUCCACUUACGCUGGCACUGACACGACAGGCACCGGCAGCACGGGCACCGAUACUACGGGCACCGGGAGCACGGGCACCGAUACUACCGGCACUGGGAGCACGGGCACAGGCAGCACCGGGAGCACUGGAACCGGGAGCACGGGCACUGGUAGUACCGGAAGCACGGGCACCACCGGGAGCACGGGCACUGGCAGCACCGGAAGCACGGGCACCACCGGGAGCACGGGUACAGGCAGCACCGGAAGUACGGGAUCAACCACCUCUGGCAGCCCCAGCACCUCAACUGGCUCAUCCUCGACCAAUCCGUCUCCUUCCACAACCUCGCCCUCCACAGCGCCCACCACGGCCACCUCCCCGAGCGACUCCUCAUCCUCCGGCCCCAAUGGUAACUCCUCGUCGUCCAAGCGGAACCGCAGGGAGAGGCGUCGUCGCCAACAGCGUCGUCGGAGACGCCAGGAGAGACGCCGUGAGAGGAGGCAGCGCAAGCGCCAGGAGAACCGUCGGGGCUGAAAUGGGAAGCCCCAACUCACAUGACAUUGUAACUCAAGGCAAAUAAAAUGUUUAUAUGAAAACCCAAUGGUCCCAA
This is a messenger RNA of Drosophila sechellia, 672 nucleotides long. RefSeq names its product sericin-1. NCBI's taxonomy places the organism in Eukaryota, Metazoa, Arthropoda, Insecta, Diptera, Drosophilidae. The transcript has a single exon. The record is from RefSeq and is a predicted model, not a curated record. The coding region runs from base 39 to 596 and encodes 185 amino acids.